This is a messenger RNA of Labeo rohita (rohu), 6694 nucleotides long. RefSeq names its product ras-related protein Rab-3C. Gene Ontology annotation, biological process: regulation of exocytosis; protein localization to plasma membrane; protein secretion. The record is from RefSeq and is a predicted model, not a curated record. The coding region runs from base 133 to 804 and encodes 223 amino acids. Gene Ontology annotation, molecular function: GTPase activity; GTP binding. Gene Ontology annotation, cellular component: synaptic vesicle; endosome; plasma membrane. Lineage: Eukaryota; Metazoa; Chordata; Actinopteri; Cypriniformes; Cyprinidae. The transcript has 5 exons.
CGGGAGCGCGCACAGCAGAGCGUCAGUGCGCGUUCUCUGGCGACUGAUGCUGAUGCUCAGAGGACACGGAGUGAUUCGAGCAUCACCGGGAACCGACUGAAUUAUCGUGCCAAAUCUUCGGGCUUCGGUAGGAUGCGUCAGGACGGAUCCAUGCAGAUGGCUGCGACACAGAAAGAAGGAUCUGACCAGAACUUCGAUUAUAUGUUCAAACUGCUGAUCAUCGGCAACAGCAGUGUAGGAAAGACGUCGUUUCUCUUCCGGUACGCUGACGACUCCUUCACGUCAGCGUUUGUGAGUACGGUCGGCAUCGAUUUCAAAGUCAAAACCGUCUACAAGAACGACAAGAGAAUCAAACUGCAGAUAUGGGACACUGCUGGGCAGGAGAGAUACCGCACCAUCACCACGGCGUACUAUCGUGGAGCCAUGGGCUUCAUCCUUAUGUACGACAUCACUAACGAGGAGUCUUUUGGAGCCGUGCAGGACUGGUCAACCCAGAUAAAGACGUACUCCUGGGACAACGCGCAGGUCAUCCUGGCGGGAAAUAAGUGUGACAUGGAGGAGGAGAGAGUCGUGUCUACAGAUAGCGGCAGACUGCUGGCAGAGCAGUUGGGUUUUGAGUUUUUCGAGACAAGCGCCAAGGACAACAUCAACGUCAAGCAGACCUUUGAGCGCCUGGUGGACAUAAUCUGCGACAAGAUGUCUGACAGUGUAGAGACUGACCCUGCCGUUACCACAGGAACCCAGGGAACGGCCCGGUUAACAGAUAACCCUCCUCCACUACAGCAGCCUAACUGUGCCUGUUAGUGCUCAGUUUACAUGGUAGCAUAAGUGUGUGCGUGUAUUACACCUUUAGAUAGAUGCAUAUAUCCUUUAAUGUCAUAGAAUACAGGUGCUGGAACAACUUGAAUCUGAUCAGUGCAUGUCAGGAGUCAUGUGAUCCUUUACACCCGAUGGGAACAGAGCUGGCAUUUGGAUGCAGUCUUGAUCAAUAGCAGGCAGUUUUUCAGUGUUUUAUAAAGCAGUAUGGAUAAAAAUAUCUUGAAAAAUAUUAAUAUGUUGCAUUUCUUUGGUCAUCAGCUUUUGGUAUAUUUGGCCUGUGAGUUUGAACCACUAGGUGGUGUUCAAACAGGACACGUUCUUGUAUUCCAGAACAUAAAGCCACAAUGCAGGGGUCUUGAGGCGCUUUUAAAAUGAUAAGAUGCAGCGGCCAUAGACGUCUGUCUGAUGCAUGUGAAAACAGACCAAAUGAACCCAGAACACAAGAAUGUGUUGUGUACGAAUGCCCUUUUUGCCUGUUUUGUUCCAGCACCUUUGCACUAGAAUCACGUCUGUCUAUACGGUGCCUAGUUCAUUCUGACACACUGUUUUCUUUACUGUCAGUCAAAGUCCUAAUGGCCUUUACAGCACUGUUAUUUAGUUUGUCAAGACUUCGUCCACAUGCAUGCAGCGGCUGUUUAUGAACUAAUGACUGAGCAUGAUCGAACUGACCUUUCACUAAGCCCAACCCCCUCAGUUACAAAUAAACAUAGUGACGAAUAAAAACAUAGUUACGAAUUAGUUUAGAAUGAACUGGAGAAUUGUUUAUGACUUUGAGCAUGAUCGAUGUCACCUUUCGUUAAGCUCUGCCUUCUUAGUUACAAAUAAAUGUAAUUGCAUAGUUACAUACUGAAAAGUAGUUACAAAUUAGAAUAGAAUAAACUGGUGAUUUUUGUGAACCCUAUAUGAAUUUGAGUACAGUCGAACUGACCCUUAACCAAGCUCCACCCCAUUAGUUAUAAAUAGACAAAAUCUCAACGUUAUGAAUAAAAACUUAGUUGCGAGUUCAUUUAAAACAAACAGGAGAUUUUUGUGAUCUCUUUAUGAUGUAAAAGUGCGAAUGAACUAACUUUUUGCUGAGCUCCACCUUUGGUGGCGAAUAAACUUAAUUGUUACGCCUAAAAAUGUCAUUAAGAGUUCGUUUAGAAUAAACUAGUGGUUUUUGUUAACUGUGAACUGACCUUUCACUAAGCUCCAGCUCCUUAAUUACAAAUAAAUGUAAUUUCAUAGUUACGAAUAAACGUAAUUGCAUAGUUCCAUGUAAAAAAGUAGUUACUAAUUAGUUUAAAAUAAACUGGAGAUUUUUGUUAACAGUUUAUGAAUUUGAGUACAAUUGAACUGAGCUUUUGCUAAGCUCCGCCCCCUUAGUUACAAAUAAAUGUAAUUACAAAGUUACAAAUAAAAACUUAGUUGCAAAUUAGUUUAAAAUAAACUGGGGAUUUCUGUGAACUCUUUAUUAUUUAGAACAUGAUCAAAUUGACCUUUCACCAAAGUUACACCCCCUUGAUUAUAAAUAAAUGUGAAUUUUGUAGUUACGAUUAAACAUAAUUGCGUAGUUCCAUGUAAAAAAAAAAAAAAAAAAAAAAAAAAAAGAAAAAAAAAGCAAUUGCUAAUUAGGUUAAAGUAAUCUGGAGAUUUUUGUUAACGGUUUAUAAUUUUGAGCGCAAUUGAACUGAACUUGUGCUAAGCUUCGCCCUCUUAGUUACGAAUAAACGUAAUUACAAAGUUACAAAUAAAAACUUACUUGCAAAGUUGUUAAAAAUAAACUGGAGACUUUUGUGAACUCUUAUUAUUUAGAACAUGAUCGAACUGAUCUUUUGCAAAGUUACACCCCCUCGAUUAUAAAUAAAUGUAAAUUUCGUAAUUACGAUUAAAAGUAAAUACAUAGUUCCUUAUUUAAAAAAUAGCUACUGAUUAGUUUAGAAUAAACUGGAGAUUUUUGUGAACUCUAAAUUACUUUGAGUAUGAUCGAACUGACCUUUUGCUAAGCUCCGCACCCUUAGUUAUAAAUAAACAUAAUUACAACGUUGCGAACAAAAACUUUUUUGUGAAAAAAAUUUUGUGAACUCUUUAUUAUUUAGAACAUGAUGGAACUGACAUUUUGCUAAAGGUUACAUUUAAAUGUAAAUUUCGUAGUUACGAUUAUACGUAAUUGUAUAGUUACAUAUAAAACAGAAUUUGAGUAUGAUUGUCCUUUCGCUAACCUCCACCCCCUUAGUUACGAAUAAACGUAAUUACAAAGUUGCGAAUAAAAAGUUGCAAAUUAGUUUAAAAUAAACUGGAAUUUUUUGUGAACUCUUUAUGAUUUAGAGCACGAUCAAACUGAACUUUUGCUAAGCUCCACCCACUUAAUUGCAAUAAAAGUAAUUUCGUAGUUAUGAAUAAAUGAAAUUUAGUUACCAAUUAGUUUGGAAUAAACAUGAUUUUUGUGAACCCUUUAUGACUUCGAGUAUGAUUGAACUGAUCUUUCCCUAAGCUCCGCCCCCUUAGUUACGAAUAAACACAAUUACGAAUAAAAAAUUUGGUUGCAAAUUAGUUGCAAAAUAAACUGGAGAAUUUUGUGAACUCUUUAUUAUUGAGAACAAGAUGGAACUGACCUUUCGCUAAAGGUAAACUCCCUCGAUUACAUUUAAAUGUAAAUUUCGUAGCUAUGAUUAAAUGUAAUUGCAGAGCUAUAUAUAAAAGUAAUUUCGUAGUUAUGAAUAAAUGAAAUUGAGUUGAGUUACAUCUAAAAAUGUAGUAGUUACUAAUUAGUUUAGAAUAAACUGGAGAUUUUUGUGAACGCCGUAUGAAUUUGAGUAUGAUUGAACUGACUUUUCGCUAAGCCCCGCCCCCUUAGUUGCAAAUAAAAAGUUACGAAUAAAAAACUUGCUCGAUCAAACUGACCUUUCGCUAAGGUACACCCCUUAAUUACAAAUAAAUCAAAAUUUCGUAGCUAUGAUUCAACAUAAUUACAAAGUUACGAAUAAAAACUUAAUUAGUUUUAAAUAAACUGGAGUUUUUUUACUUCCUUAGCUUAGUUCCUAAGUUCUUUAACUACACAUCCUUAGUUGCGAAUAAACUUAAUUGCGCAAUUAUGAAUAAAAACGUAGUUAUGAAUUAGUUUAGAAUAAACUGGAAUUUUUUAACAAAAUGUAUUUUUGAAUGAAUCUAAAUUUACAUAUUUUAAUUUUUUUAAAUUUUAAAUUGUCACACAGGACUUUCUGUCUAGCAACAGUUGCUAAGGUAUGACUGGUGUGAAUUUUUUUUUUUAGGGUGGGGCUUAGUAAAGGGUCAGACACUCAAAGGAAAGGAUCUUAAUGGCAUUCCUACAAAAUGGCAUUAAUACACACAAACACACUCGGUUUUGUAGAUCAGGAAUUCAUGCCAUAUUAUUAGAAUUGAAAUUUCCCAUCAGUGAUAUCAGCUGUGUAACUCUAGUGUGUGUAUAUGUGUAUCGUAGAUUACUAAAGAUUACGUCAUCUAUAUGAAUACAUGAUCUAUCUAGUGUAUAUAGGUUUGUAUAUACCUCAGUCAGAUGAAUAUAAUGUUGUGGAAUCAAGUAGCUGUUCAAUACAGGGAGGAAAAUGUGCAUUAAAUGUUUCUACGCAUUUCGUUGGAUCAUUGUAAAUGAAUUCACGCUGAUGAAGUGAAAUAUUUAUUUAUCUAUUUAUUCAAAGCAAACAGACUUUACAGUGAAAAAAGAAAAGUAAAUGUGCUUCAUGAGCUGCGUGUGUCUGAUAACGAAACGUUCUUCUAGGUGAAGUGGAGUUUGUAUUUUUCCUCAAGCCCUUUUUUCUCCAUUUCUCUUUUCUGUUUAUCGCCGUCGUCAGUUGUUUUUCUCUGCUGGCUAAAAAGCUACUUUGUGGAGGAUGUGAUUUGCUGUCCCUGCUCUUAUCUUGUUUUAUGCUCAUGGCCGGAAAGGAUUCAGUGGUUUUAGAUGUUAUAAGAAAACCGCUUCACUGUCGCCCGAGUCGGGUCGAAGCUCGCUGAAGCUUGUCUUGUAAAAUGAUGCAGUAAUAGCCAAGGAAAUGUGUCGGGCAGCUAUUUUCAGGAGAAGUGAGUCACUCAUCUAUAUUUCAUCCGACAAACCUUAAAUGACUUUGGCCAUGGAUGGAAAUUGUUUAAUUUCUGAGUCAGAAAUAUAACACGUCUGCUAGCAAAGGAAGAGCAGUUCUAGGGUGAACGUCUCGAAAUACGUCAAUAUUCAGAUUGUAUUUCACCUCAAAAUGAAAAGGAAAGAAAAAGCAGUUCGUUUUUGCAUUUAAAAAAACACAAAAACACAAUUCUUUUUAGUAUGCAUUUUAGUAAUUAGAAUUUGGGCAAAAACAUGCUAAAUUGUCCUGAAAAUAAUUGCAAAAUCCAAUUAAUUAAAUAUACAUGCAUAUAUCCAUCUUUUUUAUAUUUUAUUUUGGGCUGAAAUAUAACCUGGACAUGUUGCUGACCGGUUUCAUGGGAUUCAUCUUCUAGUUCAAGAUGGUUUUAUUUGUUUCUCGUCCUUGAAAAUUGUCUAAUUUUUAUUGUGAUGUACUAUAAUCUAGAUAGAAUUAAGUUUAAAAAAAAAAAAAAAGAGAAAAGCCCGUAAAUGAUAAAACUACAUGGUGUGGUCUGUUGAUAUGUGUGGUUUUGUGAGCGUAGUACAAAAAAAGAAGUUUCCAUAACGUUAGGCCGACCAUAUCCGGCAUUAUUACAAAAACAUAUCGCGGUCACAGACUGAAUACGCCGGUACGUAUAUAGCUAUUAGUUCAUCGAUGUGUCCUCAGAAUAAGGAAAAUAAGUAAAAACCAACUUCGUUUCCCCACCACGAGCCACAUUUAGCAUUAUCCCUGCAUGAAACUGUAUGACAUCUCUAUUUAGAUACCUGUAUCUGUAUAAUCUUAUUUAUUUGUUCAUUUAUGCAUCCCUCAGUAUGUGGGGUGCAAUGGGCCAGCAAGUGCAAUAUUUCGAAACCCUAUCUCUUGUAUAUAGUUGAAUGACUGCGUGUGUGUGUGUGUGUGGAGAGCGUCUCAAUGUGCCAUGCUGAAUUUGCACACUAUCUUAACCCACGUGUGGAUGAUCGCUCUGCCUCACCUUCUGUGUUAAACUAUCUUUGUGCUGACAUUAAGACAAAAAACUGUGGAGUUACAUUGGUGUGUGAGCGUGUGUGUGUUGGUGUAUAUACUAGUAUGGAGAAAAGUAAACGUGUAUCUUGUUGCAAGUCAUCUCUGUGGUUUUUCUUUGUGCAUUUGUGUGUAAAUCUCAUUUGUUAGCGCAUGCAUAGGGCUAUGUAUCUUCAAUCACUCUACUGCAAAACGAGUAUUCAGUAGUUUUAUAAUAGCUGUCAUUUCAGGUGUACAGCAUGCAUAAAAAUAGGUUUUUAAUACAAGGGAGUGAAAACAUCUAAACGUACAAAAAAGUACUUGUACUAUAGUAGAGUUGGAUAUCAGAUGGUAAUGAUUUCUGUAUGUCAAAAGGUACAAUGAUUUUACUAUGCUGUGUCCAAAAAACAUAGUACUUUCUUGUCGGUGAACCUCUUUGUUUGCAUUUAAAUAUUUAUUUUCUUAAUCUUAUCAAUAAAGCAUCAGAUAUGCAUUCACCUUGAGAGAAACUACAACUUCCAAAGUCCCCUCGGAACAUUAAAAUGUUUAUUUUAAUUUGUCUAUAUUGAUCUGAGGCUGUCCCCAGAAUAUGGUGAUUUUAUUUACAAAUAUUUUAUUUUUUAAAAAAAGUGCUAAUGUAUCUUCUGGUUUGUGUGGAAAAAAAUUGUUGGACCUAACUUGUGAUAUCCGCAGUGAUUUCUAAUAUUUUAGUUGAAGGAAUCACUCUACAGCUGGUUAUAUUCUGUAUGUGUGGAGUGUGUAUGACAAAAGUGUAUCAGUUGCUGUUGAAAAUACCAAUAAAUAUUCCUAUUGUGUUGAUA